Adelges cooleyi (spruce gall adelgid) is the source of this 1057-nucleotide messenger RNA. Its product is annotated as RNA-binding protein 1-like. Bases 294 to 752 code for a protein of 152 amino acids. Lineage: Eukaryota; Metazoa; Arthropoda; Insecta; Hemiptera; Adelgidae. The transcript has 4 exons. Gene Ontology annotation, molecular function: RNA binding. The record is from RefSeq and is a predicted model, not a curated record. Gene Ontology annotation, cellular component: nuclear speck. Gene Ontology annotation, biological process: mRNA splicing, via spliceosome.
UGCACCUUUAUCGCCGUCGUCCGUGCGGUGUUCUUGACGUGCUUGUAUAAAUUGUUUCAAUCGUAUCGACCUCUUGUUUUGCGUGAGCUGUUCGUCCAUUACGGACGUCUCGUUGUUGUUGCUCGUUGGACGUUGUCCUGACCUUUUAUUAGUCACAAGUAAAAUAUCUUGUGUUUGUGUACUUCAUAACUAAUCGCCAUAAUAUAUUUUGUGAAUUGUAGUACUGUACCUAACUGCGUAAUUCGCCGACCGCUGUUGAAAAUAAUAUAAACCGAACAUUUUUGUAAGUCAUUAUGUCUCAUCGUGAUUGGGAUCAGUCGUGUAAAGUGUACAUUGGGAAUUUGGGUCAGAACGGUACUAAACAUGAAAUUGAAGCUUCAUUUACAAAAUACGGUCCAUUAAAGAACACAUGGAUUGCAAGAAACCCUCCCGGUUUUGCUUUUGUAGAAUUUGAGGAUCCAAGAGAUGCAGAAGAUGCAGUCAGGGGACUUGAUGGGACCCGUAUCUGUGGUGUUCGCGUACGUGUUGAAAUGUCUAGUAAUAGACCACGUGGAGGGCGAGACGGACGUAAUGGUGGUGAUCGCAGAGGAGGAGGAGGAGGAGGCGGCGGCGGUGGUGGGGGUGGUUACAAUAGAGGACCUCCACGAUACAAUGACAGGUCACGAUCUCGUUCACCCAAGCGGCGUGCACCACCUUCUCGCUCACGUUCAAGGAGCUACUCGCCGAGACAACGUCGUACUUCACAUUCCUAAGUUGUAACAAAGUUGAUGAUUCGAGUUCAAUAUAUUGAACUCAUAGCAUGGCCCCCAAUUUAAUAAUACCCUACAUUUAAUAUGUAUUUUCUGUCAAUAAUAAAAUGCAGAAAUAAUCAUAAUCCUUUUUUUUUUUUUUAACAAUAAUUUAUGUACAUUUUUUUUUUACUUAUGAUUGCUUGGUAUUUCCAAAAGAUCGCAUCAAAUUAGUAAUUUUAUGAUAAGGUUUGACUUAUACAAUAAGACUAUUUUAUUCAUUGUACCAUUUAUUUUUGGUUUACUCGAAAUAUACGAUUAGUAAAGGA